GUACGUAAAAGUUUAUAAUAUUGUAAUACGCAGAAGCUACCUUAUAAAAUAUUCUGCCUUUUUGAGUGUGAUAUAAAAAAAAAACAACUUGAAUAAAAAAUAGCAAUAAAAAAAGUUGAAUCAUUUUUUUCUAAAAAACAGGAAUUUUAUUUUUAAUUUUUUUUAACUUGAAAAUAAUUCAAAGAUAUUCAAGAGAAUUAUCGAUGUAUUUUUGUUUUAUCCUAAAAAAUUGUAGUAUGUUCUCUACUCUCUAAACAAUAUAAGAUAAAAGAAUAAGAAAAUUUCAAAUAUUUAAUAAAUAGCUAUAAGUGUUUUUUUAUUAAAUUUUUUAUGAAAUAAACAUGUUAAAAAAUAUUUGCUAAAAAAAAAAUUUCAAAUGAAAAUAUGAAGUUAUAAAACUGUUUAAAAUAUAAUUUUAAUUUUAUAUUACAUACAUACAUCAAAAAUUUAUUCUAGAUAAUAAAAAAUAUUAUAUUUUACGUAAAAAAUAAAAUAAAAAAGAUGACGAAUACAAAAAUUUUAAGUAAAUCAUUUAAAAUUAUAAUAUUCUUGCAUACGAUUACAAUACCAACAUUUGGAUUAAUAUCAUGUCCUAAAGAAUAUCUUUUUCAAAUUGGUACUGAAACCAAAUGUUAUUCAUCAGAUGAAAAAUCAAUUUCAUGUCAUAGUCCUGUUGUUAAAAAAGCAUCAAUUGAUUGUAACGAUGAUUAUUUUAAUCAUUUACAUGAACAGGAAAUUAAAUGUAAUUUAAAUAAUGGUGAAUGGUCAAGAGUACCAUUACGUUGUUUUCCACCACAAACACCAUGUGAAAAACAUGAAAAUCCCGAAAAAAUUGAAAUAAUUAAAGAUAGAACAAAAUUUAUGCCAUGGUAUGUUGAAAUUUUAAGAAGACCACCAAUAAAUGGUGAACAAAAUGUUUUUCCAGGCGUAAUCAUAAGUGGUAGAAUGAUAAUGACAUCAGAAAAAUAUUUUAAUAAAACAUCACAAUGGGAUCUAUUGAAUUUUGUUGUACGUGUUUAUAAAUCAAAUUCAUAUGAAGAUCAUAGAAUUGAACGUAUAGAAUAUCGGCAGAAUGAUCCAUUAUAUUAUCAUGGUUUUAGAGGACAACUAUUCUUUGAACCAAUUUGUAUUUUAAUUUUAACUAUUGAUAAUUAUAUUAAAAUGGAUAAAGAAACGCAAACAGCUUGCAUUGAAUAUGAAAAACCAUUUUUUGAAGAAAAUCGUUGGUUUAUAGAAAUUAUGAAAGCAGUACCAGAAAAUAAUCUAUCACCGGAAAAUACUGGUCAUUGUAUUGUUCCAGAAGUAAAUAAACAAAAAUAUGAACUAAUGUGCUAUUCAAAUUUAUCAAACAAUUCUUUAACUGAAUGCUAUGGUACUAGUCCUAUGUUACAGGGUAUGUGCGCUAUUGGAUAUGAAAAAAAAAAUUCCAACACAGAAACAGAUGAUCCAUUAUGGUUAUGUGUAGGUGGACGUUGGAGUUCAGAAAAUGCAAAUAUUUUAACAAGUGAUAGCUGUGAAUUGAUAUGCGGUGAAACAGAUAAUGAUUUAGAUUUUGAUAGUGAUAGUCACGAUAAUGUUAAAAAUGCACCUUGGCAUGUCGCUAUUUAUACAAAUUCAUCUGAACAAUCAUAUGAACACGAACCAAUAUGUUCUGGUACUAUCAUUCAUAAAAAUAUUGUUAUUAGCGCAGCACAUUGCUUUUAUAACAUGAAAACUGAACAACCUAAUAAUCCAUCAAAUUACUUAGUUGGUGCUGGAAAACGUUUAUAUAGCUUUAGAAAAACAGAAAAAUCUGAACAAUUUCUGAAAGUUGCUGAUAUACAAUAUCCUCGAAUGUAUAACAAGGCUCAUUUAGAAAAUGAUGUUGCAGUUUUAAUAUUAAGUUCAAAUUUCGUUUAUAAUUCACUUGUUAAACCAGUUUGUAUUGAUUGGAUAUCAAAUUGGAAUCAUGAUUUAAAAAAUGAAAUUGAUGGUUUAACUUUUGGAUGGCGUAUCAAAUCAGAAGAUGCAUCAUCAAAUGCCGAACUAAAACAAAUUAAUUUAAAAGCAUUAACAAAGGAGCAAUGUAAAUUGAAAAUUGAAAAUUCAGAAGUAUCUGAUGAAAUAUUUUGUGCAGCAAGUAAUAUAACUAAUGUGAUAUGUAAAGGUGAUAGUGGAGCAGGUUUUGUUGUUAAAAAGCGAAUCGGUUCAAAAGAACGCUAUGUAUUAUGGGGUAUAUUAAGUUCAGAAACUAAUAAAGAACUUUAUUGUUCAGGUAGUUUAAUAAACCUUUUCGCAAAUAUAAGGCAUUUUCAAGAUCAAAUUAAAACUAUUAUAAAUAGAAAUAGAUCAAAUAUAAAUAAAAAUAAAUUAUCUGAAUUGAUUUGGCAUCAAUUAUAUGCUCAUAAUAUAUUCACAACAUUAAGUUGGAUAAAAAAAGAAUUAAAUUUAAGAUAUCUGCCAAAAGAAAUAAUAGACGAUGGUGAAUAGUUUUUUUCUAAUACAAUAAAUAAACAUACUUUUUUUUUCCAAA
Molecule: messenger RNA, 2512 nt
Organism: Condylostylus longicornis
Lineage: Eukaryota; Metazoa; Arthropoda; Insecta; Diptera; Dolichopodidae
Exons: 4
Coding region: 502-2469 (655 amino acids)
Biological process (GO): proteolysis
Molecular function (GO): serine-type endopeptidase activity
Source: RefSeq, a predicted model, not a curated record